GCCGGCCGCCGAUCAGUCGAGCGAGUGACGUUCGCGCGUUUGCAUCGCUUUGAUCUUGUCCUUUUGCACAUAGCUGAAAGGUGAAAGUCUCUGACGGAACGGUCGCUCGUGCACGUAGCCCCGUCGAUCGUAGUUGUCGUUGCACCUCGUAUCACUCAGCCGGGGUUCUUUUCCGACGCCGCGAGCAGUAUAUAUAUCUCGUUUCCUCGUUUCACAUCCGUUGUCGUCAUUUUUCUCGAGAUCUUUCGCAUCGUCGCCGGCGAAGCAAGAGCAGCAGCAGCUGACGACACGACGAACACAACGACGACGACGACGACGACGACGACCAGGACCGUGUCAGUGUACGUCCAUCGCCGGGCGUUCUCGCGAAAUCAUGGAGGUCCUGUCGUGCCCUGUCAAUGUGGACUUCAGCAACACCAGAGCUGAAAGCGCGACGGACGAGUUGGACGGUGCUUGCCAGGCGCUGGCCAAGAGGCUGGAAGUAGAGCUUAGGAGGGCUAAACACGCUCAGCUGGCUUGUGGCGAGGUCCUGCUGCCGGCUGACUUGCUACCCAAGAUAGCCAAAGAUGUACUUAACAUGGCAGAGAAUGAGCCUUGCGGCCUCCGAGGCUGCACGCUGUUCAUCAGUUUCGAGACGGACAGUGUGUGUCGCAAACUGUCGAAAAUACAGUGCGACCCCAGCGCUGUGUCGACCUUCGAGCUUUAUCUCACGCUGAAGCAAGACCACACGUCCUGGCAUAUCCUGCUACCUCAAUUCUUAAAAAAUCUCACGCGUGGUGGCACCAUCAUGAUCAGCAGGGACUUCACCCUGCAGAAGAAGAAACUCUACAGGUCCUACCAGCAGUCUCAUUGAGAGGUCUCCAUAUCGCCGGAUGCAAACCCGGAUGAUUUUGUAAGUUCAUGAACUCCCGUUUUGCCAAUGAGCGUAAACGGCGGUGCACAGCCAUUUUUUGUCAGUCUGCCGUCCCAUGGGCGUGUCAGUCGAAUUUGUACAAUACCGGAAAAGACCAGGAGGAAGAAUCGGGACAGCGGAAACGACGAUGCGAAUCCUGAAGAUGUGGACACUGUUGCUGUGUCAAUGCGGUAUGUUGCGUUUAACCCUUUAAUCGCGCAAACUUUGCGAACGCGAGCAGUCCAUCAGAAGGUGCCCGUAAAAGAGAGGGAAAGUUAUGAAGGGAAAUUGUGUGUUUAGAAUUUAAUCGACAAGUAAGGCAACUAAAUGUGUAGAGACGUCGAUUUACGGUAACACGGUUGCAGUUUGGACGCAACUGUACUUUUUUCGAGGAACAAGGAAAAAUGUAGAUUCUGUGUCGGUUGUCGACAUUUAAUAGUAUAUGUAGACAUGAUAAUUCAAGAACUCGCGUAUCCACGGAUCCAGUUGUUAUUGAAGAAAUCGAGGAAGUAAAGAAUCUCUGGGUCUAAGAACCUCAAGGAUCUUCGACAUCUCGAAGAGUUUGAGUACUAGAGUCGGGAGUGCAGCGACGAGUAGAAUUCGAGACGUUGAAAAUUUUAAGUUCGAACUUCUACGAUCUGCACAAGUUCUAAAUUUGAGGUAUGAGAACAACUAGAUACGAGGUGCACGAGAACUCUUGAAGAUCUGGAAAGUCAGCUUUUGCGAGACCGAAGAUUCGCGUAGAAUUUAAGGUAACUAAUAAUUUCGAGACGUGAGGAUUCGCGAAGUUGAAGUUGCGACCGGCAAAGUAAACGGUAAGUCCAGCUCGUCUCCAGUGCUGAACAGCGAAUCGAUUGAAGGGUUAACGUCAACACGACCGCGAUAUCGGCUUUUUGGUUUUGUCCUGCUGUCACUUUUGCAAUAUUAUAUUCGGGGAGAGGCCUAUGCGUUCGAUAAUUGUGAUAGCGCGAGACAAGUUCUGGCAGUAGCAGAUCUAUCGCGAGGAGAGGCUCGCGCCUUCGUUUUUCGAAGAAGAUAUGUGAUUAUAAGACUUUUAACAAAUUUCACGUGAUACGUAGUGUAUAUGAUUAGUUUUAGAGUGCGCGUUUUACUGAUUAAUCGUAGUCAGGUAGCUAUAGUCGUGUCGAAUAUUUAGUGAUGAUCUUUCGAGAGUGUGUCGCUCUCGGCAUGAGAGCGAACACGUCUACUUUUUCGUUGAAGGUGGAUGAUCAUAUUGGAACAAUGUGGCAGCAUAUUUUCCACUAAUGACCCUUUAUGGAAAUCCCGCAGGCCAGCCCGGAAGAAAUGGACAUCGGUGAAAUUGUUACUUGCAGAUUGUAAUCGAAUUAUUUGGAAAAUUGGAGUUAUAUAUUCGGAGAUUGGACGAGAUGAACCAAGCCUUGAAGUUUCGAUUCUUUUCUGAAUUUCACGCAAAGAAUUAAAGAAUUUUUGUCGAAAACAGGGCUUUCAAGUUUUCAGUUUUCGGCAAAAAAUUCCAUUUCUCUCAAAUAAUUGAAAAAUUCAAGACAAUUCUGACAGUACGCUCACGGUGCACUCCUUUUUUGGGAUGUCCUGUAGAUUGAUAAAUGAUGCAAAAGUUCAGCCUAUCCCGUCAUUCCAUCUUACGAUCUUCCCCCUCGUUAAUUUCUCUCUUCAUAAUAGUCAAUAUAAAAAAUCUCAUUAAAUUAUAAUAAUAAAAUUAUUUUCUCGCGAUGUCGCGAUAUCGGAUCCAUGAAUAUAUUAGCAUUCACGCAUAAUUGUGUCGAACACGGUUCGUAUAAGUUGUAAACUUGUCGCGAUAAGGCGCGAUAGCGCGCUUUCGGUUUUCAAUUCUGCGGGCCGGUUUAAUUCUUUUUUCUUGAUUCGAAAUCCCGUCACUUCGAUAUCUCGUCGCGUUCGUCGAAAUCCUGCUUCACCAUGUCUCUUUUCGUGAAUAUAAAUUAUUUCAAUCAAAUUGAACAAUUAUUCAUUUUCGACAAAUUUCCCUAAAGUGCGGCAAGCGCGAUAGAUUUUUCGUUUGUGAUAUUAACAGAAAUAUUAAGAUUCCUGAACGAAAAAUUGACGGAGAGCAAAGUGGUACAACUUCGAUUGCUUCGACGCAACGCAUUUCAACUCGCUAAUAGGCGAACAAUAAACAAAUCAACGUUAUCGCGUAACAGAUAUAUAUAUAUAUAUAUGUAUAUAUAUAUAUAUAUAUAUUUGCUAGAUUAGAUAAGUAAACUCUUAACUCACAAUCAGAAUCGAUCCAUCUCGAAACUAUACCGCUUUCAAUUCCGCUUCGAACAGAUUUUCGUAGAUCAACAGCGACGAGUCGAACUCAGGCCGGUUGUUUGAAAGCGCUGAAAAGGAGAAAGUCGAGUUAUAAAGAAGGGUUAACGCUUCACCGUUGUAUUAUUAUAUUAUCGUUUUCGUUGCAGUUUAUAUUGUUUAUUGUUAUUAUCAAUAUUAUUGUAGGUUUUUUGACUAUUGUACGUAUUACUGCUUCAUUACGCGUCGCGGUUAAUGGCCGUUCGCGUUCUCCUCUCGUCUGCACGUUUCUUGAUUCUCUAUUCUAUCGCGAUCUUACGCUUUGGUGUUUCUCUCUUCCUUUUAAUUAGUUCGCUUCUGUCGUCGGUCGCUUUUCGUCGCAAUGCGCGACGAUCGGAGACUACUGGCGGAUAUUGUGAUAUUAAGAAUUACGAAAUGCUUACGAGAAGGAAGCAAGUGUGUGAUUGUCGUUAGAACUUAGAUUAAAGAUGCUCUCGUGCAUCGUGAAGCUUUUCUUUGGACAGUAGAGAGAAGUCGGUAGAGAGUGAGAGAAAGAGAGAGAGAGAGAGAGAGAGAGACAGAGAGACAGAGAGAG
Messenger RNA from Harpegnathos saltator (Jerdon's jumping ant), 3734 nucleotides. RefSeq names its product protein charybde. Lineage: Eukaryota; Metazoa; Arthropoda; Insecta; Hymenoptera; Formicidae. Gene Ontology annotation, cellular component: cytoplasm. The record is from RefSeq and is a predicted model, not a curated record. Gene Ontology annotation, biological process: regulation of TOR signaling; apoptotic process; negative regulation of signal transduction. The transcript is spliced from 4 exons. Bases 374 to 853 code for a protein of 159 amino acids.